This is a messenger RNA of Moneuplotes crassus, 1040 nucleotides long. NCBI's taxonomy places the organism in Eukaryota, Ciliophora, Spirotrichea, Euplotida, Euplotidae. The record is from the annotation of a GenBank genome assembly.
AAUUAAUAAAAAAUGGCAAAUAUUCACCAAAGCGAUAGUGAACCUGUAUCAAAGACUAUAUCAGACAAUGACCUUGAACUACAGUCUCCUUCAACUCAUCCUGAAGGCAAUUUUCCUGGCUAUUGUAUGGUAUGCCAGCAGGAAACAUCAGAAGACAAAAUUCUACUAGAGUGUAACCAUGCAGCUUGUAAGAAUUGUUUACCUCGGUUCAUCACCAAGAAUGUUGAGAGCAAAAUAAUACCUGCAUGCGAUGGAUGUGGAAAAGAAAUAACAGAAGUGUUCAUACAGAAUCAUAGAAUUCUUAAAAAUAAAGAUCUGGAUAAGUAUAAUCAGUUCAGAAGAUGCUUAGAAGUUCUUUCCGAGCCUAGACGUCAGAUAUGCCCUAUACCAAAAUGUAGCGAAUUAGCAGUAGUUCAGAAAAUGGAAAAAUUUGAUGCCCCAGUGAUAGUAAAGUGCAGAGUUAGUCAUAACUUCUGAGCUAUAUGCAAUUACUCACACGUAUCUGACGUCAAGUGUAGCAAAGCUAAGAAAUGGGAUAGGUUUUAUGAUGAACCUCUUACUUUGAGAUGAGAGAAUUGAGGGCUUAUUUUACAAGAGUGGAUGGAAAAAGAAGAGAGGCCAUUGAGGUGCUAUUCUUGCAGAACUCCAGUCUUCACUCCCAACAUGAUAAUGCUAAGUCCUUUCGGCUACAUUCUCAUGUACCUUCUCCUCCCAAUUCUCAUGCCAUACUUAAUCCUCAAGUACUUCUUCUGUAGAAGAGAUAGGUCAAGAUGAAGCUGGAAGAAGUGUUUGUGAGUGAAUUGUGGGUGUUGUAGGGGGAAUGGAGAUGCUGAGGGAUGUGCUAUUGUGGUAAUUGUGGUGAUAAUCUUAUUUUUGGUGGGAGGGUUUGGAUUGAUGUUUGCGAGUUUAUGGAUCUUGCCAUUUGCUUACAUCACUCUUAUUCUAAAUCAUUGGAAGCAGACACAAGUUGAAAAGCGCCUCAAAGCUACUUGGCAAUAAAUAUCUCCAAUCGGUACAAAAUUUUUCCUUUUUCAAUUUAA